Messenger RNA from Erigeron canadensis, 1206 nucleotides. RefSeq lists its product as uncharacterized. The record is from RefSeq and is a predicted model, not a curated record. NCBI's taxonomy places the organism in Eukaryota, Viridiplantae, Streptophyta, Magnoliopsida, Asterales, Asteraceae. Bases 1 to 1206 code for a protein of 401 amino acids. The transcript is spliced from 2 exons.
AUGUCUGGUUCAUCAUCAUCAUCAUCAUCAUCAUCCUCUAGUGACGAUUGCGGAUCAAGCGAUUACGAAGUAAUCAAUAAUGUUGUUACGCAAAUGAAUGUUGUUUUCAAUCCCCAAACCAUAGGUGCAUGUCUUAACAUUAUCUUUGAUGAAGAAGAAAACCAAAGUCAAGAAGCAGAAAGUUCUUCAAGACCCAAGUUGACUAGAAGGGUGAUCAGGCAAGAUCACGUGGCCGCCGCCAAGCUUUUAUACGAUCAUUACUUUGCGCCAGAACCAACCUACCCACCUGACAUGUUUCGUAGACAGUUCCGAAUGCGAAAGGAUAUGUUUCUGUGCAUAGUGCGAGACAUAAACUCCUUUGAUAGCAUUGAACCGCUACCGAAACACUUUCAGUUAUUCCACAAAGCCCCGACAGAUAUGAGUACUUGCAAAUGUGUUAUACAACUCUAUCGUGACGAGUAUUUGAGAAAGCCAACAGAAGCAGAUAUCGAGCGGUUGACGGCUAAACAAGCUGAGGUUCAUGGGUUUCCAGGUAUGCUUGGUAGCAUAGAUUGCAUGCAUUGGGGUUGGAGGAACUGUCCAGUGGCGUGGCAAGGGCUAUACACCCGAGGUGACAAGGGACAUCCAACAAUCAUGCUUGAAGCGGUUGCUUCAUAUGAUUUGUGGAUCUGGCAUGCCUACUUUGGCCCUGCUGGUUCGAACAACGACAUCAACGUUCUCAACGAGUCGGAUUUGUUCGACGAUUUGCUUGAAAACAGGGCUCCUAAAGUAGAGUUUUCGGUUAAUGGGGAUCAGUUUCAAAAGGGGUACUACCUAGCGGAUGGUAUUUAUCCAGAACGGGCUACUCUUGUUAAGUCAUUCAAGUGCCCUCUAGAGCCAAAAACCACCAAGUUCAAAAGAUACCAAGAAGCUGCAAGAAAGGAUGUCGAGCGAGCAUUUGGGGUUCUUCAAGGUCGUUGGCAGAUUAUUAAACAAUAUGCGCGACAAUACAGUAUGAACAAGAUAAAACGGAUCAUGUUAUGUUGUGUGAUUUUCCACAACAUGAUCGUUAAAGAUAACGGGCGCGCGAUAACAGAGUUUGAAGAGGAGUUGAUAGCUAAUACUAGACUCCCAACCCGUACGUGGACUGAAAGGUGUUCGACGCAGCUUCGUAUGUACAGGGAGCUGCGUGAUAGAGGGCUCACCAUAAACUCCGCAAUGCUCUAA